Molecule: messenger RNA, 1750 nt
Organism: Vanessa tameamea
Lineage: Eukaryota; Metazoa; Arthropoda; Insecta; Lepidoptera; Nymphalidae
Product: phospholipase A1-like
Exons: 5
Coding region: 298-1395 (365 amino acids)
Biological process (GO): lipid catabolic process
Molecular function (GO): lipase activity
Source: RefSeq, a predicted model, not a curated record
UUGCAGUACAGUAGACCACUGACGUUUCCCGCGCGCGUUACGUUGUCGCAACACGUUCUAAAUUCAAAAUUGUGAAAGAUUAAAUAAUCAACAAAAUAACAAGGAGGUUGAUAAAAAAGUUUUUAUAUAUUAUUUUAAUGUUUUAGUGACAAAUGUUUAAUUUGGAAUGUAUAUAUAUAUAUUUGUGCGAUAGUUACAAAAUGUGACUGUGCGAAUAAUAUAUAAAAUGAAUUAACUAAAUAUUUAUCAAAAAUCGUGAAAUAUUCUUUUUUCGGUAUACAAUUUGCUUUAAUUAAAAUGCAGAGAGUGACAGAGACGACAUGCGUUCUGGCAUUUUUAUUAGCAUUGGGACCAUCGGGAGUCCACAGCUUCGAACCACGGCCUGAAAUUGGUUAUCCAGCAGGAUUGAUACCAGAAUGUCCAGGUGUUACGAAGAACGCAACAAUCACUCCAGUUAUGAUGAAUAUGUUGCAGAUCAUUGUGCACAGGAUGUCUGACACUGGUGAAAUCAUCAGAAAGCAAUUUCCUAUACUAUCAGCACAUAGAAGCAUACCCAAAGAGAAACACAUAGAUUUCAAGAACAAGAAGACAGUUUUAUACGCCGUCGGUUUUCUGGACAGUUCGGUGUUACCUCAGACUCAAGCCGUUGGAACUGCUUAUUCCAAACGUGGCUACAACGUCCUAAUCACUGAAACGUUCCAAUUUCUGACUUAUAUAUAUCCCAAAUCAGUCCGCUUAACAAGAUUCAUCGGUAAGAAAGUUGGGGAAUUUCUGGUGAAACUUACUGAAUAUGGCCUAACCGCUGAGAACCUUGAACUGGUAGGCGCAAGUCUUGGUGCUCACGUAUCCUCUCACGCAGCUAAAUACUUCUACGCUGCAACCGGGAAAAAGAUAGCCAGAGUAACUGGAUUAGACCCCGCUGGUCCUUGCUACAGAGCGUUACCAAGAGAAGAGAGACUUGAUGCUUCUGACGCUGAGAGAGUAGAUGUCGUUCAUACUAAUAUCGAUGGUUUCGGCAUAGCUGAACGACUAGGUCAUAUAGAUUUCUAUGCAAAUGGCGGGGAAUUUCAACCGAGUGAUAUACCAUACAUACCUUGUCUGGUCAUAUGUAGUCAUAUAAGAGCUAUUUUCUAUUGGUGGCAAGCAUUAGAACAUCCAAAGAAGUUUAUCGGUAUGGAAUGUGACUCCGUCCAAAAUGCAAGACUAGGGAAGUGUAAUAAUGCUGUUACUAAUUAUUUAGGUGCUGCUGCGAAUUUCUCUAAGCCUGGAAUAUAUUUUCUACCAACGCACAAUGAGUUCCCGUACUACAGAGGCAAAGAUGGUUUGAAGAAGGACAAUGAUAUAUUCCAAUCUCUUUUACGAAAGAUCAAUUCGGAUGAUGAGUUCGACGUUUAGUAAGCUGAACAGCUUAAAUUUCGUUUUAAUGUUUACUUAUUUUUAUAAGUACAAAAUAUACGUAUGUGGUAUCUGCAAUUGAAUAAACUAUCUAUGUUCUAAAUUAGUGUUAAUACAUAUGAUUUAUGACGUCAUUUCAAUCAAAGAAAUGUUAUUCAGAAUAACAAUGUCACAUAUAGCCGAUUCCGACCAUUAGAUGAGAAAAUACAAAUAAACUAAAUUUGACAUCGAAUUGACGCGAUAUCAUUGGUCGAGUGAAUAGUCUAUGACAUUGAUUAUGGUUUUGCGAAAAUAUGUAAUUUUGAGCAUCGAUGAAGCUAUAACUGAAACUUUGGAAGUAGAGUUAAGGUGGAUA